ACCGUCGCUGCGCGUGCCCGAACGCAGAGCGCAUGUGCGUUCCCUAGACACGCUUCGGCCUGGGGCUGCUCAGGACCGGUUCUUACCCAGGCGCCCAUACGGUUCGCGGUCACGCCGUUCAGCCGCCAUGGUCAUCGAUCAAACCGAGCCGCCCUAUUUAAGCCAAGGACUGCGACGCGGGCCUGCUCCACCAUCGCCAGGAUGUCCACCCCAAUCGUCUCCGCGAGUUCCGCCGCCGCGCCCCAGGACUUCCGCCUGCCGACCGCCGUUCGCCCGAGCCACUACGAUGUCACCAUCAGGACGGAUCUCGAGAAACUGACCUUCGACGGUUUCGUGAAGAUCAACCUCGAUGUCAAGGCAGAGACUUCGACCCUGGUUUUCAACUCGUCCGACCUCAACCUCGGCAACAUCACCCUCCAAUCCGAUGCCCUCCAUACCGCGCAGACCGAGUCUUCUCGUUCUUUUGAAAAAGAGCAGGAGCGGAUGCACGUCCACUUCGCCACGUCACUCCCCGCGGGCUCGAAAGCGCAGCUACAGAUCGCGUUCGACGGAAAGCUGACCGGCAGCAUGAUGGGCUACUACUACAGCACGUACGAGCAGGACGGCAAGACCAAGUACUACGCGUUGACACAGUUCGAGCCUACGGCGGCCCGUCGCUCGUUCCCUUGCUGGGACGAGCCUGCGCUGAAGGCGACGUUCGCCGUCACCUUGAUCUCGCGCGCGGACACCGUCAGCUUGAGCAACAUGCCGGCCAUCUCGGAGGAAGUGUAUACAACGGAGCCGUCUGCGACUGGGAGCACGAUCUCGUCACUGGCAUUAGGCAGCAAGUCCGAAGAGAAGUGGAAAAUAACCAAGUUCGAGACGACGCCUCCCAUGUCGUCUUACAUCGUGGCCUGGGCAAACGGGCCCUUCGCACACCUUGAAAGCUCGUACACCUCACCCAUCAGCGGCAAAACCCGUCCUCUGCGCAUAUACGCGACACCGGACCUCAUCCACCAAGCCCAGUUCGGUUUGGACGUCAAGGCGAAGGUUCUGCCUAUCUACGAGAAGGUGUUCGAUAUCGAGUAUCCGCUGCCCAAGCUCGACACGCUCGUCGCUACGGACUUUGACGCAGGUGCCAUGGAGAACUGGGGCUUGAUCACUGGUCGUACCAGUAUGUACCUCCUCGAUGCGGAGCGGGCAGAUAUCAAGACCAAGAAGCGGAUCGCGACGACCCAAAGUCAUGAGGUGGCCCACAUGUGGUUCGGUAAUAUCACAACAAUGGAGUGGUGGACAUAUCUGUACCUCAACGAGGGCUUCGCAACCCUAAUGGGCGAGGUUAUCAUCAUUGCCAGAGUGUUCCCGGAGUGGAAGGUGUACUCGGAGUUCAUCACGGACCACCUACAAGCCGCGCUUCACCUUGACGCCAAGUUGUCCUCGCAUCCUGUCGAGGUAGACUGCCCGGACGCCAACGAAAUCAACCAGAUAUUCGACUCUCUCUCGUACUCUAAAGCCGCAAGCGUACUGCGUAUGCUUGCGAACUGGGUGGGCGAGGAGCAAUUCGUCAAGGGUGUCUCUCUGUACCUCAAAAAGCGACUCUACGGCAACAGCGUCAGCAGGGAUCUUUGGGAGGGUAUCGGAGAGGCCACUGGCAAGGAUGUCGCAGGGAUGGUCGAAAACUGGAUUUCGAAGAUGGGCUUCCCGGUCCUCACCGUCACUGAGACGGAGGGUGCCAUCAAAGUCCGCCAGGACCGCUUCCUUGAGACAGGUCCUGCGGAACCGAAGGACAACGAGACGAUCUGGACCGUCCCGUUGAGCCUCCAAUCAUCUUCGGGUAUCGACACCAAGAUCGUUCUUGACAAGAGAGAAGACACCUUCGCGAUCGACACCAGCAAACCGUGGAAGUUGAACGCGGGUACCACAGGGGUCUACCGCGUCCUGUACACCCCCGAACGUCUGAACGCUAUUGCAGAGGAGGCUGCUAGGAGCGAGGACGUGUUUUCGCUCGAAGAUCGGAUCGGUCUGGUUUACGACACUGCCGCGUUAUCCGAAGCCGGUUUCGCCAAAGUCAGUUCGGCGCUCUCGCUGUAUAAGGCGUUCAAGGACGAGAAGGAGUUCCUUGUUUGGGGCUCCAUACUGUCGGGCAUUGGCUCGCUAAGGAAUGCUUUCUGGGAAAACGACGAGAUCGUGGAGGGCCUUAGGGCAUUCACGCGGGAGUUGGCGGGUCCUUUGGUAGCCAGGCUCGGCUACGAAUACUCGGCCGAUGAAUCGCCCGACAUUACAGAACUGAGGACGCUUGCCGUGCAAGCAGCUUCUGGGUCCCGCCUUGAAAGUACCGUCGAGAAGCUCCAUGGUUGGUUCACAACCUUCCUUGAGACCGGCUCGGACGACCACAUCCCUCCUGAACUCUUGGGCAUUACCUACUCUGUCGCCGUUUGGCGUGGCGGCCGCGCCGAGUUCGAAGCAUUGAAGAAGAUACACGCCAAGCCUCGCAACCCCGCGCAGGCCAUCGCGGCUAUGCAGGCACUUGGCUCGAGCGAAGAUCCCGCCUUAGCGAGGGAGACACUGGAGUAUGCGCUCGAGCACGGCCGAGACCAGGACAUCGUAUACUUCUUUGGCGGCGUCUCCGCCAAUCGCAAGACGAGGCGCGUGCUCACCGAGUUCUUCAAGGAACGCUACGAUCAGAUCUACAAGCGCUUCGAUGGCAACUUCUCAUUGAAAUUUAUUGUCGAGCGAGCGUUCAAUGGUCUCUCGUCUAUCAAGGACCACGACGAGACUGUAGAAUUCUUCAGAGGCAAGGACAUCAGCAAAUACCGCAUGAGUCUCGAGCAGACACUGGACAGCAUCAAAGCCAAGGCCGCUCUGAUCGAGCGUUCCAAAGAAGAUGUCGAGCAAUGGCUGGCCGCAAACGUCCAAAAGUAAUCGUACCGACAUAUUGUUACAUAGUAAAAGACAUAAUUUCCAUAAUAUUGGAUGGAGUCGCAUAUUCUGUUAUUCCCAAUGCAUUAGUUCCUUGCUCAUCUCCAGUUUUUGCGCCCAUGGAAGUUUCGGGCAGCAUAGCUCAACCCAUUGGGAAGGGUGAAUGAUGAACGCCAGGUUGCUUGCAGCAUGUGUUCCUGUACACGCGUGGCGACCAGACGCUAGUGGAAGUAGUUCGAGGCGUACGCCUUGACACUCAUCCAGACAUCGUCCAAGCCCUUGACAACGUCUUCGGGCAAAGGGCCUUUCUCCAAAUCAAUUAGGUUCUGCUCAAUGUGGUUGAGACUCGAAGCUCCGAUGAUGACUGCAUCUCCGAACUCGCGCUUCAUCAGGCUAUGAUGGGAGAUCCAGCGAAGUGCGAUCUCGGGCAUUGUCAAGUUGUGCUUGUCGGCGAGCUCCUUGAUCGCGGCAACCGCCUUGAAGUAGGGUUCCUUCCAGUAUCGCUGGCGGUAGUUUCGUCCUUGAGCUCUGUUAGGGUCGAAUCGCGCGCCCGGCUCAACCUCGGCAUCUGGUGAGAGGUAUCGACCAGUGAAAAAGCCGCCUCCGAGUGGGUUAAACUCGUAGAAGCUGAUGCCGAACUUGCGCAAGCACGGGAAGAGCUCAGGUUCUACACCGCGAUGAAUGGCAUUGUAGAUCCCUUGAUACGCUGUGGGCUGGAUGUAGCCAUUGGCCCGGCAAAUCAUGACAAUUUCCGCCACCUCCCAUGCCAUGUAGUUGCUGAUGCCAAAACGCU
Punctularia strigosozonata HHB-11173 SS5 is the source of this 3691-nucleotide messenger RNA. RefSeq lists its product as uncharacterized. The transcript has 20 exons. Gene Ontology annotation, molecular function: metalloaminopeptidase activity; peptide binding; zinc ion binding. The record is from RefSeq and is a predicted model, not a curated record. Gene Ontology annotation, biological process: peptide catabolic process; proteolysis. Lineage: Eukaryota; Fungi; Basidiomycota; Agaricomycetes; Corticiales; Punctulariaceae. Bases 202 to 2901 code for a protein of 899 amino acids. Gene Ontology annotation, cellular component: cytoplasm.